Paramecium sonneborni is the source of this 7404-nucleotide messenger RNA. NCBI's taxonomy places the organism in Eukaryota, Ciliophora, Oligohymenophorea, Peniculida, Parameciidae. The record is from the annotation of a GenBank genome assembly.
AUGGACAUAAAGAAAACUAAAAAGAAGCCUGAAUUAAGUGAGCAAUUGUUCGUUGGGAAUUACGUUGAUGUUUACCAUCAAGGAAGUAAACAAUAUAAGUUAGCAUACAUUUUGUCUAAAACAGAUAAAGAGAUUGAAGUAACAUAUGAUGGAUUAUCAAAAAAAGAGAAUGAGGUAUAUUAGUGUAUUUAAACAUUAUGUAGAUAAUUAAAUUAUCGUAAAAUAGAGUGUAAUUCGCAAGAAAAUCUUCUUAAAGUAAAUAAUAAUUUAAAUUAAGAUUACACGGGUGAUGACUAUAGAUAACAAAAAACUUCACGUGAUUAUUUAAAAUAUUCGCGUGAAGAUUGUGAGAAAUAUACAAAAGAAUUGAUUACAAUAAUGUAAACUAAUUUUUAAGGAUUGACACCUAUAGAGAUUACUUAAUGUGUUAGAGUUAGAUAAUUUAUAUGGUUGGAUAUGGUGCUUUCAAGUGAAUUAUAAGCAAAAGAACUUCCAUUUGCAUUAGAAUACAUAAAAAUAUAUUUUAACUUUAUCAAAUGGUACUUUGACUAAUUUCCAAAAUACUUUGCAGAUGUAUAUUAAUCUUUGAAAAUAGUAUGUGAGAUUUUUAAAUAAUGCUGAACUCUUUAUAAUUGAUGAACGAGUCUCAAUAGCAAGUUGUCUUUAAGAAGUCUGUGAAGCCUUCUGUAUGUUGUUUGGUUCUAUCUGGAGAUUAUUGAAAUAAGAGAAUUCCUUUUUUUAUGUAUUUAUUUUAUUUAUUUAUAUAUUAGUUAAAUUAUGAACAUUUGUAAUAAUAAAUAGAUAAGAUAUUUGCAGUUCCUGUAUAUUAAGGAUUUAUAACUAAUCCCAAUAUAGAUGAUUGGAGACUCUAUUAAGGUGCUGGAGAUGUUAUUAAAUGUAUUAAAAAAACAUGGCCCUUUUAUUUAAAGACUAUGUCAUAUUUUAAAUAAAUCUAAGGUCUAUAAAGUUGGGAUAAUCUAUUGAAAUAUUAUGAAGGAGGAGAAUAUAAUUAUAUUCCUUUAAAAGCAAUGUAAAGAAUUGUAUUAACAUAAUAAUAUUUAUCUUCAUACUUUCCAUUAUAAGAAUAAGGAAAUAUGGCUAAGAAAACUUUAGACUGGUUUUAAUAAAGAGUAAUUAAUAUGACCAUUCAAGAUAUUAAAGACACAGAUAUUGAUAUAAUUAGAGAAACUGUAUAAGAAAUGCAAUAUUAUUUUCUAAAAGGAUUUACAUAAGAUUAAUUAAUUAAAUUAGUUGAUGAAAUUCAAUUACAAUUAGCACUUAAAUUUUUGAAAUCUACUUUUCUUGAAAAAAGAGUUAAAGGAUUAUCUGAAAUUAGAGAUUUUACUGAAAAGUUUAAAUUUGAUACAGGAAGUUAAAUUAAAUUGAAAACUUCCAUUAGUAAAGAAGAACUUAUUAGAUGGAUAACUUAAAAUAAGAUUUUAGAUUAUACUGUUUUAGGAGAUUCAGUUCAUCCAGAACUCAUUAAAAGAACUAGUGAUGUUGCAGUAUUUUUAUGUAGAAAUUCAGCAUUCUAAUCUGAUUAUGUAGAUAAAAUUUGGUUUAAUAAUUAUGACAAACAUGAAACUACUCAACUUGCAUUAUAUGAAUUUUUUAAAGCUGUUUCUCCAGUUUUAUAAUUCUAAGGAAUUGAAAAACUUUAUAAUCAUAUUUCUAAUAUUCCAUAUACAAAAUAUAAUGAAAAUAUUGUAGGAAUGAUUAGAACAUUUACAGAAGCAGCCUUAUCUUAAAGAUUCCAUGAAUAACAAUUAUAAUUAAGACCUGAUAAAAGAUUUAUGACAUUUAAUUAAUUAUGGGAAUUAUUAUAAGAUAGAGAUGAUUCAUUAGUUGGUAGUCAUAUUUAAGAAUAAUGCUUUUAAGCAGCUCGUAUGAUUAUUUCCCAAAUUCCAUAAACUAAAUAAUUUAUCUCUUAAUAUUUUGGAAAAUGUUUUGAAUUGAUUGGCAAUCAUAAAUCUGUUUAUUAAGCUAUAAGUUUUGUACAUUAUUUCCUUGAUAAAUAAUUUAAAGAUGAUAAAAGUAAAAAGGAAUUAAUUCAAUCUACUGAUGAAAAAUAUAAUAUCAUAGAAUUAUUUGUUAAAGAUAUUGAAGUUUAUAUGGAAAAAGUAAGGUUGUAUUUUAAAAAUGAAAUAACUUAAGAUAUUAUUAUUAAUGGAGUCUAAAAAUUUAGUUAAAAUGUCUUCUUUAGAUUAUAAAUGCUCAAUUAUUUACUUUAAUAAACUGAUCUCAAAAUUAAUUAUGAUUAAAGUGUAAGAUUAUGGGAUGCUUUAGCUUCUAAAACUAAAGGAAAUAUAUAGAAAAAAGAAUUAAAUAAAAUUCUUAUUAGCAAUUGUUAUACAGAUUUUGCUUAAUUUAGAAUUAAUUAAAUUUAUUUUGAUAAAGAAGGUGAAUCUAAGUUCUUCACCUAAAUUUUAUGCAAUCCUGAAAGGAAUGAUUAUGAAAAGUAAAAGUGUUUAAUCAAUAAUUUAGUUAUACAAUUGAAGAUUUCGAAUUAUUUUAAGUGUUUUUCAAAUCCUACAAUCAAACUAGACAAAUGUUAAAAUAUUAUAGUAGUUCUAUCCGUUUCAUUGUAAAUGAUCAUAAUUUUGAAGGAAAAAAUGCCAUUUGGUAAAUUUUUGCCAAAGUUAAAGAUCUUGUCCUCCUUGAAUAAAUAGCCAAUUUCAUUAUUAAUUUAUAUACUUCACUAAAUUACACUCUCGAUGCUAAAUGUGAUAAAAUAUAUCAAGAAAUGAUGGAUAAAUGUUUAGAACUUAUUUAGUAAUAAUGUCCUAGUUUAACAACAAGAUCUAUUAAUCUUUUACUCUCUUUAUUCAAUUAUUUCUAAAGUGGUCCUAUUUCAAAAAAAUCAGCUAAACCAAUUAAUUAUAUUUAAUUUAAAGCUUAAAUUAUAAGUGCUAAUAAUUAAAUGUCUGUUAAAGAAUUUAAAGAAGGUGAUACAACAACUGUGAAUUAAUGGAAAUAAAAAUUAUCUGAGGAAUUAUAAGUUGCUUAUUAACAAUUAGACAUUUUUGUAGAUAAUAAACCAAUUGAACAAUAAUUUGAUAUUGUAGAAACUUAAGCUAAUCAUGUAUUCUGUUAAUUGCCCUCAGUAAAGGUGAAAAUUAAUAAUAAAAAUCAUCCUAAAAAUUACCUUUCUUAAGAAUAGCGAACUUUUGAUAUUCUAUUUAAAUUACUUGAUAAAUAAGAAAGUAUUGAAUUUUUGUCAUAGGUUUGGGAUUUAAUUAAUAGAUUGCCUACUAAUAUUUAAAUAAAAAAGUAAGUUGAAAAUUGUAAAGAUUGGAAAAAAUACUUAGAUCACACAUUCUUUGAUAUGUUUUAUGUAUUAUAAAUCAUAUAAGCAUUAUUAGAAAAUGGAUAAUGGUGUGAAUAAUUUAAUAAUUCUGAUGGAGUUGAUGUGGUAACUUAAAAAUUCUUAGGUUAAAAUUUGUAAUUUGAACAACGACCACUUGAAAUUAGAUGUUGUUUAACAUAUUUAGAAAUUUUAAGCCAUUAAAAUAUAAAGAUAAAAGAACCUUAAAUAAUAGAUUAAAUUAAACAAAAAAUUUUAGAUAUAAUUUAGAAGCUCUGUUAUUAUAUAAAAUCAAAGAAAAAGUUGGAAUUAGGAUAAAAGAAAACUCCUUAAUAAAAAGAAAUGAAUGAAAUAGAAACACGUCUUCUUAGAAGAUGCUUUAAUUAUUUAAAUGAAUCAGGUUGUAAAAAAUACAUUAGAUAAAAUGAUGAAUUGUAAUAACAACUCUAUAAUUAUUUUGUAGAACAUGAAAAUUAAGAUUUAAAAAAAGAAUAUGGAGCUUAAUUGUUAAAUUUGGUUAAUACUUAAGAAAGUAAAUUAUUGAUAAAAAUAAUGCUUAAUGAUGUUUUAAAGAAUGUUAUUACAAAUAACAAAUAAAAAUGUGAACAUUUUUUUGAAUUUUGUUGUAGUCUUUUACAACAAGAAAAUAAUUUACAUAUAGAAAAUUUUGAUUGUGAAGCUUUAUUAUCUUAUAUAAAAUAAAUACUACAAUAAUUACCAUUGAAUGAAAAUACAAUAAAAGAUUAAGAUUAAAUUUUGAUAGGUUUACUAAAACUUCUUAAUGUAAUAAUAGAUAAGUCACCUCAUUUAUCAAAUAAUAAUUAAUUAUUUGAACAGAUUUUAAGUUAUUUGUUAGAAAAUGAAGGUGAAACAAGAUGUAAAUGUAAAUCUUAAUAAUCAAGAACUGCUGGAUUUAAUUGUUUAUUUACACUUUUGAAAAAUUAAUAAAAUAUGAAUAGAUUUUUAAAGACUGUAUCACCUUUGCAUUAAACAAAUACUUGGAGAACAAAGCAUUUAAAUGAUUGGAAUAUUUAGAGUAAAUUUCAUGAGAAAUCAUCUACAGGAUAUGUUGGUUUAUAUAAUUUAGCAUGUAUUUGUUAUAUGAAUUCUUUAUUAUAAUAAUUGUAUAUGGUUCCAGCAUUUAGAGAAAGAUUACUGAGAGUGGAAGAUAAAAAUACUUGUAUUUAAGAAGAGAAUUUGUUACAUUAAUUAAAAUGUUUAUUUUUAGCAUUAAAAUAUUCAUAAAAAUAAUAUCAUAAUCCAAAAAAGUUUUGUCAUGCAUUUAAAGAUUUAGAUGGAAAUCCGACAAAUAUAUUUGAAUAAAUGGAUGUUGAUGAAUUUUGUAAUUUAUUAAUGGACAGAAUUGAAUUAAAUAUAAAGUCAACUUCAGAUGAAGAUUUAGUUAAACGUUUUUUUGGUGGUGUAAUGUCAAAUGAAAUAAUAGGCAAAACUUGUCCUCAUUAUUCAGAAAGAGAAGAACCUUUCUUUGCUAUAUCAUUACCUGUAGCAAAUAAAAAGAAUUUAGAAGAAUGUUUAUAAACUCUAGUUCAUGGAGAUCUACUUGAAGGUGAAAAUGCAUACAAUUGUGAAUAAUGUAAUAAAAAAGUUAGUGCUUUGAAGAGAAUGUGUAUUAAGAAAUUACCGGAUCAUCUUAUUCUUGUUUUAAAAAGAUUUAAUUUUGAUUUUGAUUUAAUGGCUAAAGCUAAAAUUAAUGAUAGAAUAGAAUUCCCUUUUGAAUUAGAUUUACUACCAUAUUCAUAAUAAGGAUUAAGAUAAUAAGAAAAUAGAGCUAAUAAUUCAAAUCAUUAAGAUAAUCCUUAAGAAUAUUAUUAAUAUAGAUUAACAGGAGUUGUUAUUCAUAUGGGUUCUGCUGAUAGUGGACAUUAUUAUUCAUUUAUUUAAGAUAAGAAUGAUUUAAAUAAAUGGUAUGAAUUUAAUGAUAUUGUUGUGACUCCUGCUGAUAUUAAAGAUCUUAAAAAUGAUGCUUUUGGAGGUUCAGAUAAAAUGUUAAAGAAUAAAUAUCCAACAUAAUUAAAAGAUAAAUCUAAAAGUGCUUAUAUGCUUUUCUAUGAAAGAAUCAAACCAGUUAAUAUUACUGAUUAAAUUUAAUCAAUUAAUGUUGAAUUAGAUUCUAAAACAACAAAAUUUUUAGAUGAAAUUAAAGAUGAAAAUAGGAAAUUUUAAAUUCAACGAUUUAUUUUUAGUCCAGAAUAUUUUAAUUUUAUAUAAAAUGUCAUCAAAUUCUAAUUAUAAUAAUAAUAAGUCUAAGAUUAAAUUAUUAAAACACUUGUUUUCUUUUAUUUAACAUGUGCAGUUCGAGAAAAUGAUAAAACAUUUGUUUCAAAUAAUAUUUUAGAUAUAUAAGAAUUAUUAAAAAAGUCACCUAAUACUUGUUAAUGGUUAUUAAAAUGUUUUAAUUAACCAUAAUAUAUAAGAGAAUUUUAAUUUGAUUGUUCUAAGAAAAUGGUUAGAAAGUUUGUAAUUUAAAUGUUGAUUACAGCUAUAGAGACACUUUAAAAAUAGGAAGGAUAUAAAGAAUUGUUUGAAAUGGUUGAUGAUAAACCAAAAUCAUUAGUAGCUUCUUUAAUUAAUGCUUGGAUAUUAAUGAUUCCAGAAUUAAAAAAAAGUUUAAAAAAUUCAGUAGAAUUUUAUGAUCUCUUUUAUAAAUUUGCAAAAUUACAUCAGUAAAAUGCAUAAUAUUUAAUUUAAAAAAAGUUAGUUGGUAAAUUGUUGGAUCUUUCUAUAGAUGUACUUUUAGUAAAUCCUAAUAAAAACUUAAUUUAAUAAAGAGAAAUUGUUAGAAGAAUGGAUGAUAUAAAAGUAAUUAAAUUUACUGAUGAAGAUCUCAAUAAUUAUUUAGGAUAAUAAAAUUAUUAAAAUGUUGAUGUUGCAUCUAGUUAUUAUGAUGAAUUAUUGGAAAAGAAAUUUGAAAAAUCAAUGAAUUCUGGUCCAUCAACUAGUAGAGUAUAUUUAUGGAGAACAAUAGCCUAUUUAAUAAAAGGAGAGUAUAAAUAAUUACUAUCUACUGAAGAGCAAAUUCUACUUUAAUUCGAUAAUUAGUUUAUAUAAGUUCUUUUAGAAGAAGGAGAUUGUAAAUUGGCUAUUAGAAUGAUCUCAGAUAUACUAUGUGUUUUUUCAAUGGACAAUUAAAAAUAAAGUGAAGCUGUUAUAUCUUGUAUCAUUAAACAAAUCAAUGACAAGGAAUACAAAGAAUAUCGUAAAUAUUUAGUUGUUUUGAAAAGAUUGUUUCAAUUCAAGGAUCAACUUUAACCUAUGAGAGUACAUUUAUUUUUCUAAAUUUUAGAUUAAUAUGGGUAUGACUAAAUUAUUGGAUGCUAUGCAAAAAUAAUUUCAAUACUUUUUUGAGACUGAUGUUUGUUAAUAAUAUAUUUUAAGAGUAAAUAAAUAUUAUAAUAUUUAUAGAUGGUUUUUAGAAAUUAUUUAGUAUAUCAAUGGAUGGUCAAAAAUUAACGAUGUUGGCAAUGGAUCCUAGAAAAUAAUAAUUCUUAACCACAUCCUAAUGAUAAAUUAAUUGCCAAUAAUCAAAUUCCUUAAAAAUGUUAGCAUAGAUUACAUAAUAUCUAUUUACCUAAUACUUCUUAAGGAUAUGCUAAAUUAUUAAGUUGGAAAAAAUAACAAUAUUUAAAUUUAGCCAAAGAAACAUUUAAAUAAAAUGACGAAUUUGAUACAGAUGAUGAUUUGACUGAAAAAAAUGUUAAAGUAGAUGAAAAGAUAGAUUACUAGUAAUAUAAUUAUAUAUAUAAAUGUUUAGUGAUUAAAGUUAAUGGAUCACUGCAACAAUCAGCAAAGUUAUGGGUGACUACAUUCAUCUAACUUUUAGUGGUAAGAUGGCUCCUUAAAAUAUGGAUAUAGAAUUAGAUAAUGAAAAAUUAGCUCCAUUUAAUACACUAUCAAAUAAUAAUAAAAUACCUGGUAUUUAUAAUAUUUAUAAAUAGGAUACAAUAAUCAGAGUUAUGAAAUGAAUGAGCAUCAAUCCGAUCAUGAUAAUGAUACAGAAGAGGGUAACAAUAAUUCUAAUAAUUAAACUGAUUCAGAUGAAGAGUGAAAUUAAUAAUCAAGAAAGUAUUACAAUAUACAGU